This is a messenger RNA of Salvia hispanica, 1533 nucleotides long. RefSeq lists its product as uncharacterized. Lineage: Eukaryota; Viridiplantae; Streptophyta; Magnoliopsida; Lamiales; Lamiaceae. The record is from RefSeq and is a predicted model, not a curated record.
CUCUCCAUAAUAUUAGUAUAAACUUCACAUGUAUUUGUUGGUUUGUAAUUAGGAAAUGGGAUGCUUUGUAUCAACAACGAAAGACAUAGGUGAGAACAGGAGACGGCCAGCAAACAUCGGGGAGGUUUCUGUGUUUGUUCCAGGCCUACGCAUCCCUAAAGCCGUGAACUUUGCUCAGUCACUGGGAAAUAAUGUAACUAAAAGUUCAGUCGAACGCCUCUCAGCUCUUAGAAACAGAAUAGUAGUUAUGGCAGGGCAUGAAGCUCCAACUAUUACAAGAACCAGAAGAAGAACAGCCAGUCAGCAUGGAAGAUCCAUAUUGCGUGAUCUUCUUAAGGCGCUCGAAGAAUAUCUGCCAGUCCUUUUGGGGUUGGUUAAAGAUGGCAGUCCAUUGCAACACAAAGUACAAUUUUCCUGGGUUAAUCAAGAGGAUGAACUGGAGGAAACCGCAAUGUAUAGCGCUUGGUACGAAGUAUUAUCGGUUCUUCACUUUAUGGCGACGCUAUUAUUAUCGCAAGCCAAUUUGUUGCUUCUUCCACGAACUUCCACUGAUGGGUUUCAGCCAAAGGUAUCAGAAGAGAACAGAAGAUCUGCUGUUGACAUAUUCUUGAAGGCAGCAGGAUAUCUUGAUUGUGGUGUUAGACAUGUUCUUCCACAUUUGCCGAUUGAACUGAGGAGAAAUCUUCCCGUGGACCUAGCUGAAGGAGUUCUACGAGCACUUUGCCUCCAAGCACUUGGCCAGGGUGUGGACAUCCAACUUGGGCUUGCAAUUGAGAAUAGCAAGGCAACAUUGGCAGUCAAAAGGAGACUGGCAUGUGAGAUGGUCAAGUACUGGCAGCAGGCUCAAGAUAACAUCAUGAACCUUCCACUAGCAAAUGGUUGGGGAGAAAAGCAUAGGCUAUUUGUCAAGUGGAAAUAUAUUGAAGCUAAGGCUGCUGCUUACUACUAUCAUGGCUUGAUUCUUGAUGAGGGAAAUACUGAGAAGUCUCAUGGAAUGGCUGUUGCUGCUCUACAAGCAGCGGACGAGUAUCUCAGAGAGAGCAAGAGAACUGCUGAAGCUUUUAACUUAUCUGUUCCUGUAUCAAGGAACCCUCCCCUUUGGGGAACUAUCAAGUUUCUGUCUGAAAAGAUUCCCAAGGAUACUUCGAGCAAGGUGCGAAUCAACAGGGAUCUCUUCUCUCACGAAAAAAUAAUGGAGACAGCUCCAACGUUGCCAGACUUUGCUUUGGCCCUCAAACCCAACGAAUAUCAGCUUCCUCUCGUCGAUGUCUCUUGGGAGGAAGAACCACUUAACAAGUUUAGUAAGCAUAAAGGGUAGAGCUUAUAUUCCGCAGAAACAAGCGUGAUCCACCACACUGGAAUCAAGUUACAAUUCAAAUGCCUAUUACAUCAGACUAUUUAAGUUGUCAAUUAGUACAUUCCUAAAAAAACAAGGAUAAUGGUGUCACUACAUCAAUCUUCUCCUCCAUUUUCUGUUUCUUCUAACCUCCGUUUUGCUUCCUCCCCCUCUGCACAAGGCACAAUUAAUAAUGA